CCACUGCUGCUCCGAUUGUCACUCCGACUGCUGCUCCGACCACGACUCCGACCGCCGCUCCGACGACUACUCCGAUUUACAACAGCUGACAGAUCAAGUUGCUGAAUCCUCAUAGUAAGCUUGGUCUUCAUAUGAAUCCAUUCAAUUUAUGUUGUAAUGGAGUCAAGAUCUAGAAAUUUGGCGCUUGAAGCCGAAACAAGAGGAGUGGGCAAUGUGUCGUUCUGAUCUUGAUGAAGUUUGGGCUGAAAUUGGCGCUAAGAACUAUCACAAAUCACUGGAUCAUCGCAGCUUUUAUUUCAAGCAGCAGGACACAAAAAGCUUGAGCACUAAAGCUAUUCAGCUCUCUCUUCAAACCAUCAGCCGCCAUCGCCUCCCAGCCACCGCCGCCUGCCAUUGCUCUGUCCAACUACCGGCGUACCAGCACCAGCCAUUGACGAGAUCCCAACGACCAGCAUCUUCGGCUGCCGCUGAACGACCAGCACUUACUUGAAAUUACUGCUUCUUGGAGAAGGAGCCGAAGGAAAGUUAUUACUGAACAAAGGACUGCGAGUUCAAGAUGUUCAAAAUGAAGGAGGAGAUGAAGAAAGUGAUGAAGAAAUUGAUCUUGAGAAAUUUUUUGAAUUAUUGAUAGAUAUUUUAGUAUCGAUCUUUUUGAUAUUGAUUGUGAAACUUAUCGCCACUCGAACUUGAUACUUUAUGGGAAAACUAAUGACCGUUUGAAAGUAACAUUUUGCUUUUGGAUUUAGAUUAUUAGUUUGUUGGAUAUUUUAAUUUGAAUUAUUAAUGAAAGAUUUUGUUGUGAUGUGUA
Molecule: messenger RNA, 808 nt
Organism: Capsicum annuum
Lineage: Eukaryota; Viridiplantae; Streptophyta; Magnoliopsida; Solanales; Solanaceae
Product: paired amphipathic helix protein Sin3-like 5
Biological process (GO): negative regulation of transcription by RNA polymerase II
Cellular component (GO): chromatin; histone deacetylase complex
Molecular function (GO): transcription corepressor activity
Source: RefSeq, a predicted model, not a curated record